UCUUAAUCCAUAUAUGGCAUAUCUCCGCAGAAUUUUCCAUUGUCUGAAUGUGUACGUACAACUUGAUAAGACGAAAGAAAUCGCUUCGUUGUGUAUAGUGUUGACUUCAUUGUGAUACGUACUCUGACUCUGGGUCUGGAUCGGCUUUUGAAAAUCAGUGUGAGAUAAGCGCAAAAUAUGUCGAAAGGACAAUCAAUUGACAAUUUGAAUAAAAUACCAUCAAUUGAAUUUCAAAAUAUUUUUCGAAAUGUUGUUGAAAACUAUCCACAAGCAGCAAUCGAAGUAUCUUCCCGGAGGCCAUUCGUCGACACAAAUCAGUUGGUCGAACAUUUCAACAAUUAUUUAACUAACCUCGACCAUGCAUCCAAGGUAAAAGUUCUACAACUGCAUCCGGACUUGGCUGGAAAGUUAGCUAGUGAUGGAGAACUAACCGCUGAAUCGGCUGAAGAACAGGCUGGUGCUGGAUUGAAUCGAAUUUCCAACGAGCAGUACAAACAGUUGAACCAGAUGAAUGAGAAAUACAAAGAGAAAUUCGGAUUUCCAUUUGUGAUUUGUGUGCGCGAAACGAAUAAGAUUGAGGCGAUAUUGAGAGGAAUAACUGUAAGACUGCAGAAUGAGAGGAAUGACGAGUUGGAUACGGGGAUAGAUGAAGUGAAAAAAAUUUGUCGAUUAAGGAUCGGGCAAAUCAUCGAUUUGCAGUGAAUGUGCGGACUUUUUGUUAUUAUGUAAAAUAAACCCAACUCAUCAAAAAGAAAUUUCGAAAAUAAAAGAAAUUACGAAGAAA
Bradysia coprophila is the source of this 784-nucleotide messenger RNA. Its product is annotated as 2-oxo-4-hydroxy-4-carboxy-5-ureidoimidazoline decarboxylase-like. Lineage: Eukaryota; Metazoa; Arthropoda; Insecta; Diptera; Sciaridae. The record is from RefSeq and is a predicted model, not a curated record.